Messenger RNA from Scomber japonicus (chub mackerel), 2968 nucleotides. It is a transcript of the gene idh3b, whose product is annotated as isocitrate dehydrogenase (NAD(+)) 3 non-catalytic subunit beta. Gene Ontology annotation, biological process: tricarboxylic acid cycle; isocitrate metabolic process. Lineage: Eukaryota; Metazoa; Chordata; Actinopteri; Scombriformes; Scombridae. The record is from RefSeq and is a predicted model, not a curated record. The coding region runs from base 3 to 1175 and encodes 390 amino acids. Gene Ontology annotation, cellular component: mitochondrion. The transcript has 11 exons. Gene Ontology annotation, molecular function: NAD binding; magnesium ion binding; oxidoreductase activity, acting on the CH-OH group of donors, NAD or NADP as acceptor.
GCAUGUCUGUGAGUAUGGCGGCCGCCUUGAGAGGAAGCUUAGUAACAUUGGUCAAGGGCCUGAGUGGCCCCCGGUGGCAGCAGCUGGCCUCCCGACCACUGAGUGUUUCUGCUGCUCUCUGUGGACCAGAGGCCCCGCCUGCUCGUGCAGAUGCAACCUUUAAGGUCACAAUGGUUCCAGGGGACGGAGUGGGACCUGAGCUGAUGACUGCUGUCAAGGAGGUCUUUAAGGCAGGAGAUGUCCCUGUCGAAUUUGAGGAGUUCCACCUGAGUGAAGUGCAGAACAUGGCCAGUGAGGAGAAACUGGACCAAGUGUUGGCCUCUAUGAAGACCAACAAAGUGGCCAUGAAAGGAAAGAUUCACACGCCCAUGGAAUUCAAAGGGGAGCUGGCUUCAUAUGAGAUGAGAUUGAGGCGUAAACUGGACCUGUUUGCUAAUGUGGUUCAUGUGAACAGCCUUCCGGGCUACAGCACUCGCCACAACAACCUGGACCUGGUCAUCAUCCGUGAACAGACUGAGGGGGAGUACAGCUCCCUGGAGCAUGAGAGUGUGACCGGUGUGAUCGAAUGCUUGAAGAUCAUCACCAGGGAGAAGUCACGGCGCAUUGCCAAGUUUGCCUUCGAUUAUGCCACCAAGAAGGGGCGAAGCAAGGUCACUGCUGUCCACAAGGCCAACAUCAUGAAAUUAGCUGACGGCCUGUUUCUGCAGAGCUGUGCGGAGGUGGCAGAACUGUACCCCAAAAUCAAAUAUGAGAACAUAAUCAUUGAUAACUGUUGCAUGCAGCUGGUUCAGAACCCAUACCAGUUUGAUGUGCUGGUGAUGCCCAACCUGUAUGGCAACAUUAUUGAUAACCUGGCAGCAGGACUGGUGGGAGGAGCAGGUGUUGUUCCUGGGGAAAGCUACAGCGCAGAGUAUGCAGUCUUUGAAACUGGUGCUCGUCAUCCCUUUGCACAAGCUGUAGGAAGGAACAUUGCUAACCCCACAGCCAUGCUGCUCAGUGCUGCUAACAUGCUCAGGCACCUCAACCUGGAAUAUCACUCCCAAAUGGUGUCAGAUGCUGUCAAGAGGGUCAUCAAACAGGGCAAGGUACGGACACGAGACCUUGGCGGGUACUGUACCACUAGCGACUUUGUGCGUGCCAUUGUGGAGAACCUGCGUCACCGACCCGUUUACUAAGAUGUUUGCUCCCCAGACACACUCCUUCCUGACAUUUCCUUUAAUCUGGACAUUGAUCUUAACAUGAACUGGACGCAUGUUAAGACUCGUCUCCCCUCCACUGAUAAAUGACAGUUGUGCCGCACAUUUUGCGACUUUUAAGUUGCAUGUAUUGUUCUUACUGGGUUUGCUAAUGAAUCCAACUGAAUCAGUGGUACUUGUGCAGAUCAUGAGGCUACCUCUAUAGGAUUUAAAUAUUAAAGCAUGUUGCCCCUCUCCAUGGAAACCCCUCUUUCCUCAGUUACUGUCCAAAACUGUUUAAAAUCAUGUUCCCUCCUUUCAUCUUCUCUCUUAACUCUGGAUUUUUUGUGCUAAGUUUAAAUUCCUUUUCAGUAUUUUUACUAAUUUAGAUGAUCUGUGUCAUUUUUUCCCAUUCUGGGAGAGAUUUCUACAGAUCUUCAUUUCCUUUCUUUUUGCUUGUUGCUUGAUAAACUUAAUUUUCCAGCCGUGUUGGCCAUACAGACUACCUCUUUGCUAUCACACAUCUUUAGAUAUCAGCUAAAUCAGCGAAUCUGCUUUUGCAUCGAGGUCUACCACCAACUUCCUCCUACUGUCACCACAUUUUUCACUUCAUCCAAUAGCCUCAACCAAAAUGACAAACUGAAACCUGACUGCUUAUAGCUCAUCAUUUAACAACACUGCUACAUCAUGACCCAAUAAUAUCAUAAUAUUUCUGACCUACAGUCGUUAUCAGACUCUGUUCAGCUGUGAAAUAUUUUAUCUAUCUGAAUGCAAAAUAAUGUCUGUUACUGGGAUAUUAAUAAUAAAUGUCACACAAGGAAGCCAAAAUGAUCCUGUGUCAUCAAGAUACAAUGUUACUUUGUUGUGUGAAUAUUUUACAUUUUAAUACCAUUUUGUAAAAUUUUAUAAUUAUUCUACAGUUUCUUAAUAUUGACAGAGUAUCCUGAGUUGAUGUUCAUAGAGCUAGUUGUCCAUUCAUCAUUAGUGGAGCAAUGCCCAGUCUACUGACAACAAAUGAAUUGAUUUAAGGCAUGUUAUUUUUCUUAUUUAAACAUGAAUACCAAAGGAUGAAGCACAUUCUUGUAUAAACAAGUUUUAUCUCAAGAUGGUGGUGCUCACUUGUUCAGAACUGUUCAUUCUUCUUGUGCUGUAAGAAUUAAGACUCUGCUCUUUGUUCAUCUGUCAUGCCUCAAUUUAACUGAUCUCAUGUGUAGCCAGUUGUUAACCCCAAUAACUUUAAAAUAAUGUAGUAUAUCAUAACUUUAUAUUUAUUGGGGUCUGUACAAUACCAACAAUGUAACAGUGUCGUCCGUUUGUCUGUUUUUCUUUUGUAUUUGUGAGUUUUUUGUCUUUUUUGUUCAUCCUAUUGGUUUCCCCUUCACAAUAAAUCCUGUAUCAAGAUGUCAUACUUACAUUAAAGCUGGUGUAUGAUUAUGAUAAAGAUGUGGUAUUAAAUAAGAUUCUGUUUUCUCUUCAUAGAGUUAGACCUUUUAAAACAUAAGUAAUGUUACUAUGGUCAAAUACUUGCUGAAAUGACUCAGAAGAAUUGUAAUAAUAUUUACAUACUUCAUUUGAAUGGUACGGUUUAAUUAACAGCCUCAUGAAAUGAUGGGAAUAAAAAGAAAUGUGAGAAAAGGAAGAGAACAUAACUGAAACUGAUGCUUUCUAAUGAACACAUCACUACUCUUAGUGUGUGGUUCUGUGAGUGCAGUUUUCAAAGGCUCUCUAACAUGCUCGUCACGAUACUGUAUAUGGACAUGUGUUGCUGCAGCUGUGCAUAUAGUAACACACUG